AUGUUGGCCUCGACUGCGGAGUUCCAAACUAUCCUGCCUCGCCCGACGACAUUUCCCUCAACACUGCGCAUUCGCGUUCACCCGAAUCACAGCGAUGUCGACGGUGUGUCCCACGCAGCCGUGGAAGCCAUCAACGACCACGAACUUGCCCACUUCACACGUCUGGGAUCCUACGCCGACGCCGACCCUCUCCCAGACAGUUGUCUGAUAUACAACGAAUACUACCACAAGCGCGAAUGCCUUACACUCCUCCUUGACCUGCGCAAAGCCUCCCCGGACGUUUUGUCUCCAACCUAUAACGACAACAUGCUCGCGCGCGGCGCCACUUCGAGUGAGGACUACCUCUGGAAACACGCUGCCACCCUCACCAUUGUCGCGCCCUUCUCCAUCUUCUCCGUCGUCCACCCAGCCAACCGCAUUGUUGGGCACCACACUGUCACCUACAAGAAGCUUCGCCGCAUGGAAUGUCUGGACGAUUUCUAUUGGAAACUACAGCACGUCGACCAAGCCAUCAUCACGCGUUCCGCGGGCGACGCGCUGGAGGAUCACCGCAUCAUCCUUUCGCUACAACAUACCUACUGCCACACUGCGCCGUUGGAUAUCCUGCCGAAGGAGUAUCUCACCGCGGAAGCGUUGCAGAAGAUGCAGGAGUUCUUCGUGUUGCCUAAGACGACAUACUUGCAUGCGAACACGAGUUGUCAAGUGGCGAGCUUCGGCGAGACACUAAAGGACUACACAGUGGCGGUAGAAGCGUUUCCGGCGUUGAGACUGGAGGUGUAUCGGGAGAGGAUGGGGGAGGAGGAGCCGGCGGAUGAUUGGGGAGGGAAGCAGGUGCGGCAUUUGAGGAGAACGAAGCCGGAGUUGAAGGAGUAA
Molecule: messenger RNA, 873 nt
Organism: Zymoseptoria tritici IPO323
Lineage: Eukaryota; Fungi; Ascomycota; Dothideomycetes; Mycosphaerellales; Mycosphaerellaceae
Exons: 1
Coding region: 1-873 (290 amino acids)
Source: RefSeq, a predicted model, not a curated record